Molecule: messenger RNA, 2774 nt
Organism: Dipodomys ordii (Ord's kangaroo rat)
Lineage: Eukaryota; Metazoa; Chordata; Mammalia; Rodentia; Heteromyidae
Gene: Smyd5
Product: SMYD family member 5
Exons: 13
Coding region: 24-1277 (417 amino acids)
Molecular function (GO): protein binding; histone H4K20 methyltransferase activity
Source: RefSeq, a predicted model, not a curated record
CAGACGGCGGAGGCGCGCCCAAGAUGGCGGCCUCCAUGGGCGACGUGUUUUCCUUCUGCGUGGGCGUGGCGGGCCGAGCCCGGGCCGCCGUGGAAGUCCGUUUCGUAAGCAGUGCCAAGGGAAAGGGAUUGUUUGCCACACAGCUGAUCCGGAAGGGAGAGACUAUCUUCGUAGAAAGGCCUCUGGUGGCUGCACAGUUUCUCUGGAAUGCACUUUAUCGCUACCGAGCCUGUGACCAUUGCCUUCGGGCACUGGAGAAGGCAGAGGAGAAUGCCCAGAGGCUGACUGGGAAGCCAGGCCAUGUACUGCCUCACCCAGAGCUGUGCACUGUGCGCAAAGACCUCCACCAGAACUGCCCCAGCUGCCAGGUGAUGUACUGCAGUGCAGAAUGUCGGCUGGCAGCUGCAGAGCAAUACCACCGUGUCCUGUGCCCAGGCCCCUCCCAGGAUGACCCCCUGCAUCCUCUCAAUAAGUUGCAGGAGGCAUGGAGGAGUGUUCACUAUCCCCCUGAGACUGCAAGCAUCAUGUUGAUGGCCCGGAUGGUGGCUACAGUGAAGCAGGCUAAAGAUAAGGAUCAGUGGAUCAGGCUGUUUUCCCAGUUCUGCAACAAAACAGCCAAUGAGGAAGAGGAAAUUGUCCACAAACUCUUGGGAGACAAAUUCAAGGGCCAACUGGAACUUCUGCGGAGGCUCUUUACAGAGGCCCUCUAUGAGGAAGCACUGAGUCAGUGGUUCACUCCAGAUGGAUUCCGGUCUCUCUUUGCUCUUGUUGGAACCAAUGGCCAAGGAAUUGGGACCAGCUCCCUGAGUCAGUGGGUCCAUGCUUGUGAUGCUCUGGAGCUGAAGCCUCAGGAUCGCGAGCAGCUAGAUGCUUUCAUUGACCAGCUGUACAAGGACAUCGAAGCAGCAACUGGUGAGUUUCUUAACUGUGAAGGAUCUGGCCUCUUCGUGCUUCAGAGCUGCUGCAACCACAGCUGUGUCCCCAAUGCAGAGACCUCCUUCCCAGAAAACAACUUCCUUUUGCAUGUCACUGCCCUGGAGGAUAUUAAGCCAGGAGAGGAAGUCUGUAUCAGCUACUUAGAUUGCUGUCAGCGGGAACGCAGCCGCCAUAGCCGCCACAAGAUCCUCAGGGAGAACUAUCUAUUUGUCUGUUCCUGCCCCAAAUGCCUAGCAGAGGCUGAUGAACCCAAUGUGACCUCAGAGGAGGAAGAGGAAGAAGAAGAAGAGGAAGGAGAGCCAGAAGAUGCAGAGCUAGGGGAUGAGAUGACUGAUGUGUGAUGUUGCCCCACCCAGAUGGGGCGCUGCUCCAGACCCUGCCAGAAAAGGGGCCCUUCCCUUAGAGAAGAGGCUUGGAAGGAAUACCCUACUCCCAUUGCCUGCUUUCCUCCUUCAAGCACUCUGCCAGAGGGCAGGACAGGCUGGAUUCCCCCAUCCCCCACCAGACCUCAUGCCCUGAGCACUGCUGCUGAGUUGCCUCAGGCCCUGCGCCAUCACUGAGCCUUCUAGAACUGGCCUCCUCCCACUGAGGUUACUCCAUGUAGAUGUUAGGGGCUGGAACCAGGCGUGGGCUUAUCAGUGUUUCUUCUUGGUUCCUUGACCCACCCUCACGUAUCCAUCUGAGGCUUGUCCCCUAUCAACUAGCUGUGGAUUUAUUUUCAGGGGUACCAAAGUGGCACAGCUAAGAACACAUUGGUUUCAUUGAAGCAGAAAGGGAAAAUGGUGUAGCGCUUCACCUUCUUCCUUACUUCCUUCCCAUCUCACCUUCUGCCUCAGAGCUGUAGCUGUAAGACAGUAACCUGCCCGCUAGCCCAGCAGAAGGAGGGUCUGGGUCUCUAGUAGAACUUCUGGCUCUCUACCAGGGAAUGCUGGACCAUUCCCACUGUUUGUACAUGGGAGAAGUGGAUAUUUAACUCCCCAGACUCCAGAAUCCCUGUACCUGUGCCUUGCUUCCCAGGCCCUGGCACAGUGGCUGGCCCAUGAGGUAUGGAAGAGGGGUGUGCAGAGGCUCAUCACCAUUUCUCAAACCAUCUUCCCACUGAGGACUCCAGCAGUAUGGCUGAGAUCUGGAGGACGAGUCUGCUCCUGAAUUUAGGAUGCUCUAUUCUUCCCUGAGGCCAGAAUGAAUCUGGCUUCAAAUGUCCAUCUUUAGAAUCUCCACUGGGGAAUAUUUAAGUCUUCCAGAAGUCUAAGGAGCUGGGCUACUUAAAGAGAUUAGCCACAGGUGAACCAUUCCGGUUGGGUGCUGUGGGAAUUAAACCAUCACUUCCAGUUUCUUUCUGCUUGCCUUCCCUGAGGGGCCUGCCUACUGAGGAACCCAAGGGAGGACAGAUGGGACCUGCCUGCCUGGUGCCCUCACCUAGCAGGUUCUUACUCCUGCACAGUAGCCAAGCCCUUCCUACCCUGCCUGCCCACUGUUCUCAAUAAAACAUGAGUGGUGUCAGGCCUCUGCAGCGAUGCUUUGUGGAGAAUGGCUGGUCAGGCCACACACGGCAUGCUGUAGUCGUAUAGGUUAGUGCAAAGGGACAGACUGGUCAUUGGCAGCAACAUGUGUGUUCCAGGCUUCCCAGCUUGGGCUCAUGUUUGGCCUUGGUCACACUAUGCUGUGCAAAUGUUACCAAAACCAGGAUGAGUUUCCUGGGGUCCCACCUCAGUCCCCAGCACUAGGUUACAAGAUAAAUCUUCACAGGGGUUCGACUACCACUCUCUGGGGCUUGCUGAGCUCUUGAACAAGGUACUAUGUUGGGACUCCCCACAAAAGUCUGAGUACCAAAGGAC